AUGGCAGAGUCUAAGCCUAUGGACACUGACGAGCCCGCGGUGGAGGAGGUCGGCAAGGCGAAACACGCCUUGCUGACAACCCUCGCCGCCUACAUUAAGGGAGAUCCAAUGUUUUGUUCAUUGGUCCACUCCCUAGUGGUGGCCAAUGCUCCCCGGGCGGUGCAGGACUCGCCGGAAUCGCCCUCUUCGCCCGCGUCCUCCUUCGACUCGCCGGAGUCACCCGCGUUCUCGGACUCGCCGGAGACGCCCGCGUUCUCGGACGAACCUAGUCCGCCCGAGAGCCCGGCCGGCGCCUGCGAGCCCGACCUCGCCAUGGAUUCCGAUCCCGGCGUACCCCAGCUUUCCGCGGUCCCCGUCGCUUGCGCGUCCAAGCGACCUGUUUCCCCUGCCCCUAGCGAAUCGCGGUCUGGGGCCACGUCGUCGGACCUCGACGACGACGGCUUCACGACCGUGAGGAGCGGGCGCAGGAAGAAGCAGCGUAGCUCUGACGCCCCUGCCUCCCAAGCGCCUUCUGCGCCGCCCGCGCCUUCUGCCUAA
Manduca sexta (tobacco hornworm) is the source of this 537-nucleotide messenger RNA. RefSeq lists its product as uncharacterized. Lineage: Eukaryota; Metazoa; Arthropoda; Insecta; Lepidoptera; Sphingidae. The record is from RefSeq and is a predicted model, not a curated record. The coding region runs from base 1 to 537 and encodes 178 amino acids. The transcript has a single exon.